Cyprinodon variegatus (sheepshead minnow) is the source of this 1117-nucleotide messenger RNA. Its product is annotated as phospholipase A2 inhibitor-like. Gene Ontology annotation, cellular component: extracellular matrix. The coding region runs from base 113 to 1117 and encodes 334 amino acids. The transcript is spliced from 2 exons. The record is from RefSeq and is a predicted model, not a curated record. Gene Ontology annotation, molecular function: protein binding. Lineage: Eukaryota; Metazoa; Chordata; Actinopteri; Cyprinodontiformes; Cyprinodontidae.
UUGCAACGUUUCAUCCUGAAUCGCUGAGAGACACUCAGAGUUGUGCAAAAAAAACAGCCCAUAGUUGGAAGCAGAAGGUUCCUGCUACUCUGUUAAGUGUUUCUCUACAGACAUGAAGUUGUUGCUCCUUGUCACCUUUUUUGCACUAGCUGACUUUGACUACAAAAGAAGAAGUGUACACUCGUGUCCAGAUCGGUGCUCCUGCUCUUUUCUGUCUGCUGAGGUGGUAUGCAGCAAUGGUGGCCUCACAGUUUUUCCAAGAACUGGGUUUCCCUCCGCCACCACAAUAUUGUCCAUCCAAAACACAAACCUUCGUAACAUUACUGGUGGGGAUCUGAGUGCUGUGCCACUCCUAAACAACCUACAGCUGUAUCACUCUAACCUGGCGAACCUUACCUCAGAUCUACUGGUAUCCGUACCUCACUUGGAAACUUUGGAUCUCACAGGAAACAAGCUAGUAAAACUGCCUGCAAAUGUCUUCACCCACCGCUCACUUAGCAACCUGGUGUUGAAAAAUAAUCAGCUAGGUGAAGCAGACCCAGCGUGGUUUUCUCAAAACAGCAGCCUCCUCUAUCUAGAUUUGUCUGGUAACCGUCUGACCAGCAUCUCUGCAGCUCUGUUCAAUAAGAUGCCCCUUCUGCGAACCCUAGACUUGGACAAUAACAAUCUGCAAGAGCUACAAGCUGAAGUGUUCAGGAGCCUGGAUCACCUAGAGACUCUUAAUCUCGCUGGAAACAAAUUGAUAACCCUGAAACCUCAAAUAUUUGCUCACAAUCUUAAACUUAAAUAUCUGUACCUGCAGGAGAAUCAGCUGCAGGAUCUACCAGCGAACCUCCUUCAUAGACUGCAACACCUUGAGCUUCUGCUGCUAAACCAGAAUCAGCUUCGCCACCUCCCAAAAGGCCUACUGGAUGGAAUAAAUCCCUCUUUGCAAAUGAUCUUGUCAGGGAACCCCUGGGAUUGUGAUGGGAAGAUGGAGUACCUGUGGAAGUGGCUCACCAACCAUCGCCAAAAUGUUCUCUUUGACGAGGAGGUGACUUGUGAUCAGCCAAAGCCACUGAAAAGUCUGCAAGUUUCCUCUUUAACUGUAAGUCAGCUUGGUGUAAGAUUAGAAUAA